AUGCGUCUCAGCACUCUGCUGCCUCUGGCCCUGGGCCUGGCGCCAGCGGCCGUGUCCGCUGCCGGCACGCUGGGCUUCGCGCUGGGAGACAAGAAUCCGGAUGGAUCGUGCAAGGCUCAGUCCGACUACGAGGCCGACUUUGACAAGCUGAGUCCACUCAGCAAGCUGGUCCGCAUCUACUCGGCCAGCGACUGUAAUUCUGCGAAGAACAUUGUUCCUGCUGCCAAGGCUAAGGGGUUCAAGGUGGUUCUGGCCGUGUGGCCUGACACUGAGGAAUCCUUCAACAGUGACACCGCCGCUCUGAAGAGCGUUGUGCCCGGAAACGAGGAUGUCGUCGAGGCCAUCACCGUCGGCUCCGAGACCCUCUACCGCGGCAACUUCACGGGCGAGCAGCUCCUCGAGAAGAUCAACCAGGUCAAGCAGAUGUUCCCGAACGUGGUUGUCGGUACGGCCGACAGCUGGAACAAGUACGCUGACGGCACUGCGGAUCCUCUGAUCACUGGCGGCGUCACCUACCUUCUCGGAAACGCUUUCGCCUACUGGCAGGGCGCGCCGAUCACCAAUGCCUCCCGCGUCUACUUCGACGACAUUUCGCAGGCGAUUGAGCACGUGCAGAAGAUUGCCGGCGCCAAUGCGAAGAACAUCCGCUUCGCCACCGGUGAGACUGGUUGGCCAACUGACGGUGGCAGCAACUACGGCCCUGCGGUCGCCAGCACCCAGAACGCCGAGACCUUCUACAAGCAGGGCGUGUGCGGCAUGCUCAAGUGGGGCAUGGACGUCUUCUACUUCGAGGCCUUUGACGAGCCGUGGAAGCCCAAGAGCGUUGGCGACGACGGCCAGGCGGAGGACGAGACGCACUGGGGCAUGUUCACGGCGGACCGCAAGGACAAGUUCGACACGACGUGCUAA
Rasamsonia emersonii CBS 393.64 is the source of this 909-nucleotide messenger RNA. Its product is annotated as glucan-1,3-beta-glucosidase. Lineage: Eukaryota; Fungi; Ascomycota; Eurotiomycetes; Eurotiales; Trichocomaceae. Gene Ontology annotation, molecular function: 1,3-beta-glucanosyltransferase activity; glucan endo-1,3-beta-D-glucosidase activity. Gene Ontology annotation, cellular component: cell surface; extracellular region; fungal-type cell wall. Gene Ontology annotation, biological process: cell wall organization; carbohydrate metabolic process. The transcript has 4 exons. The coding region runs from base 1 to 909 and encodes 302 amino acids. The record is from RefSeq and is a predicted model, not a curated record.